Molecule: messenger RNA, 2016 nt
Organism: Salvia splendens (bonfire salvia)
Lineage: Eukaryota; Viridiplantae; Streptophyta; Magnoliopsida; Lamiales; Lamiaceae
Product: light-sensor Protein kinase-like
Exons: 2
Coding region: 1-2016 (671 amino acids)
Biological process (GO): protein phosphorylation
Molecular function (GO): protein serine/threonine kinase activity; ATP binding
Source: RefSeq, a predicted model, not a curated record
AUGGAGCAAUUCAGACAAAUAGGGGAAGUUGUGGGAAGCUUGAACGCAUUAAUGGUGUUCCAAAACAACCUCUACAAUCAAAGGCAAUGCUCUCUUCUUGUAGACAUGCUCGCCUCCGGCUACAUGACGAUCGCAGAGAUGAUGAAAACCAACCUCAAAUACAAGGAGAAGAACGCCAAAUGGAAGAUCUUGGAGCAGCCUUUGAAGGAGCUUCUCAAAGUGUACAAGGAAUGCGAAUCCUACGUCAAGAUGUGCCUCGACACCAAGGAUUUCAUGGCCAAGUCCAUCACGUUGUAUCACAACUCUGACUGCGUUGAGUUCCACAUACACAACCUCCUCAGCUGCCUCCCUGCUGCAGUGGAGGCCAUCGAGAUGGCCGGACAUAUCGCAGGAAAAGAUCACGACGAUAUGCAGAGGAAGAAGACCGUCUACGCUUUUAAAUACCACAAGGGCUUGAAGGAUCCGAGGAUCUUUCAGUUGAUGUACGGACAACAAUAUUUGGUGUCUCAGGAUUACUGCAGCAGAAUGGAGUCAGCCUGGGAUGAGGACAGGCUUUUCAUUCUCAAGAAUGUCCGAGAACGUGGCUUGGCUUCGAAGGUUUCUGACGUCCUUCUCAGCAACACAAUGUUGCCUAGCACCAUCUUGGUGAACUCCAAGGACUACAAGAUUAGGAGGAGACUAGGGACCGGGAAGCAGUUCAAGGAGAUCCAGUGGCUAGGCGAGAGCUUCGCUCUGCGCCACUUCCACGCGGAGGAUGUUGAGGAGCUUCAGAAAGAGUUCGCCGUGGAUAUAAGCCUCUCCCAUCCCAACAUAAUGCACACUCUGUGUGGCUUCUGUGAUGAGGACAAGGAGUUUUUCUUGGUUAUGGAAUUGAUGCAUAAGGACCUCUCCACUUAUGUCAAGGAGCUUUGUGGGCCCAAGAAGAAAGUCCCGUUUUCCAUCCCUGUGGCCGUUGACCUGAUGCUGCAGAUAGCCAGAGGGAUGGAGUAUCUCUACUCGAGGAGGAUCCCUCAUGGAGAGCUCAGCCCCUCCAGCAUCUUGAUCAGGCCAAGGCCUAAUGGGGCGGGGGAGGGAUUCGUCCACGCCAAGAUCACGGGUUUUGGCCUGGAUGCCACCAUUCGGAGGCUUACUCAGAGCACGCCUGCAGAUUCAGGGGAGCUGCCGUAUAUAUGGUAUGCACCCGAGGUUUUAGGUCAGGAGACGCAAGGGAAUGUUGAGAAAUGUGACGUGUACAGUUUUGGAAUGGUGUGUUUUGAGAUCUUGACGGGGAAGGUGCCUUUCGAAGAUGCUCAUCUUCAAGGGGACAAGAUGAGCAGGAACAUUAGGGCCGGGGAGAGGCCGUUGUUCCCGUUUCAUACGCCUAAGUUCUUGGCUAACCUGAUCAAGAAAUGCUGGCACACUGAUCCGGCUCAGAGGCCUAGCUUCUCUUCCAUAUGUAGGAUCAUACGUUAUACCAAGCGUUUCUUGGCUAUGAACCCUGACUACGGUCAGCAGGAAGGGGCACCGCUGCCUCCGUUGGACUUCAGUGAUGUGGAUGCCGCCUUCAUGGAGAGAUGUGCAGCUUCCGAUAAGAUGCAUGUGGUGUCACAGAUACCAUACCAGAUGUUUGCUUAUAGGGUUGUGGAGAGGGAGAGGGCCAGUGCAAGUCAGAGGGAGACCUCUGAGUCGGGUAGUGAUGGGGGUGAGGAGGCGCCCGCCUUGACAGUGGACGAUUCAUGGGCGAUGUUGAAGGAGAGGAGGAUGAGAUCACUGCCGUCCAUUGAGACCGUGGCUAACAAGCUCCCACCAACAAGCAAGUCUUUGGAUCUCAAGUCAAAGCCAGGGACGCCGAGAGGGAGGGUGUUGAGGCCGCCGCACACCCCCGUUGGGCGGCCGGCGAGGAUAAAUUCUGAAAGCAAGCUGGUUGUGGCGAGCCCAAGAUCUAGACGGCGGCCAGGUGCUUCUUCAGAUUCUGAGUUGAAUCAGGACAACAGGAUCAUCGGAAGCCAGUUUCGACGCCAUUUUACACAGGUUUAG